GCCAUUCAGUAGAAGUUUCUGAAAAAAGCACCUGAAACUGCAUUGUGGAAACACCUCUCUGCCUUUUGAUCUAAUCCAACGAUCAAUCCUAGAGCACUGGGGGCCAUUGCCCUCAAAUACCAACAUGAUGUGCAUGAAGCUCCAAGACCCAAGCCAUGUGCAGCAUCCAUGCUGCCGCAAGGGACGCCAGCAUCCUGAACACGCAGGAGGAGCUCCUCCACUCUCCGGCAUGGUUUGCAACUUCCUCUACGAGAUGGGCAAGACGUUUCACCUGACUCUAGAAAGAGCUCCUGAGUAUAUUUCUUCAGGUCCUGUUCUCUGGGACUACUACAGCUGAAAUGUGUUGGAAUAAGAAAUAGAGAUUUGGGGGGAGGGUGGCAAAUAAAUUUUUGUCGCUUAGAAAAUUAGCUCCUAAGGCUCUCCUGAAUACGGAUCAGAUGGGAUUUCUGAGGGCUGGGCGUCCGCCUUUGUUAGCAGGAUGAUUGCAGAGGUCACAUUUGUGGACCUGGUCUGGGGAAAUGCAUUCUGAAAAACUCCCUAAAGAAACAAAUCGUAGUCUGGGACAUCACAGGAUAUUAGGUGAUAGUUUUAGGCCAGCUACAGGACUGAUCCCUGUCCCUGUAUUUCUCUUCAGGCCUAAAUUAAUUAGCAUUUCAUAAAUUAGUCAGUACUCAUCCAUCAAUAGAUAACGCAUGUGACAGGGGGACAGAAACCAGCUCUCCAGGCUUGCACAUUUGUACUAACUGGGUGGAAGGAUGGCAAUGCUCUUUCUGUGGGACGUGAAGAGGAGGCAGUGCCUUCUCCCUAACUGUCAUUUUCUUACCUGCUGCACAGAUUUAUUGAGCUAAGAGAAGAAACGGGUCCUGUGAGAGAGAGCCUGAGAGGCUGGAGUGAAGCUCGUCACCUCCAUCCUCGGUUCAGAGCAAGGGCUGGCCUCUGGGCUGAUCUGAUCGGCUGCAGUCACUCACUGGUCCUGGGACCUGGUACGUUGCCUGCGCCUCAGGCUCUUCAUCUACAAAGUAAAGAUGGCAGUGUUUCUUUCUACAACGUGUGACUGUGAGCGUUCAGUGCAGAACCUGCGUAAGUGACUAGCCCAGGGUAAGCGCUGCAAAAAUACUUGCCCAGACCUACCACCCAUGUAUGUCCGUGUCCUUUCUUCUUUGACAAAGCUCAGGGAGAAUUUAUCUGAAGAAAGCAAUGUAUUAACAAAGCACAGUGACUGAGGAUGUUGGCCCCUGAGCAGACUGCCUGUGUUUGAAUCCCUCUCUGAAAACUACCAAUUAGUGAGCCUAGACUAAUUAUAUAACCUCUUUGUUUCAACCUCAGUUUCCUCAUCUGUAUGCUAAGUAUAAAAAACCUCACAAGAGGUUGACUGAGAGAAUUAUAUGCUAUAAUACAGGUAAUUGUUUAGCACAGGGCCUGACAUGUGGUAGGUCCUUGACAGAUAUAAGCCUUUAAAAAAAAACAAAACUAGAUAUAAAAGUUCUUUUUUAAAAAUUGAGAUAAAAUUCACGUAAUAUAAAAUUAAUUGUUAACUAUUUUAAAGUAUACAAUUCAGUGAUAAUUAGUAUAUUCACAAUGUUGGUAAGCAUCACUUCUGUCUGGCUCCAAGACAUUUUCAUCACCCCAAAAGGAAAACCUAUUCUCGUUAAGCAGUUAAUCCCCACACAGCCCUCCCUCAAGCCUCUGGCAACCACAAGUCUGCCUUCUGUCUCUGUAGACUUCCCUGUUCCUGAUGUGUCGUAUAAAUGGGAUAAUACAAUAUGCGACCUUGUGUGUCUGGCUUCUUUCACUUAGCAGAAUAUUUUGGAGGCUCGUGUGUGACUGGAAAUUGACUGAGGGACUGUGCCUCUUCAUUGUGAUCAUUCAAGUCACUUUAUCAAACCUAAAGCUUUUGGCUCGUGCAAAUCAAGCACACCAACCAUAUCUUUGAGACUCAGGUGCGGCCCCUUGGCUGCUACUACCCCAGGAUCCCAUCACUUCCCUCUCUGAGAAGCCCACCAACGAGGAGAGGACCAGAAGUUGCAGCUGGACUUUCUAACUUCAAAUGAAUGUUGAAGGCUCAGAUCCAGAUGUCUGGAUAUUGAUAUAAUAUAAAUAUGUAAGGAUUGCCAUCGGUCUGUGGUUUUGCCGUCCAAGUGGGUCUGUGAAAUCUUGUUAGCUGCAUAAUCACACAAAUAACAUGGCCACUGGAGAGGCUUACCAAGGGUCCCCGAGAAUGUUCCUUCUCAGCCGGGCUACCAGCUGGCAGCCCUGGGGGUCUCUUCCCAUUUUCCGUUCCUUUGCCUCCCCUAUGGCUGAGCUGGCUGUGGCAGCAGAACCAUCCCUGUGGUUGCCCCUCCAGUCUCAGUGCAUUGUUACUGUGACCCAGCACGAGUGGGAGUCUGCAGAUGCCAAGGUCAUACUCUCUGGAAUCAUAGGAUUAACAACUUGGAAACGGCCUAUGAUACUCCUGGUGAACCUCUUCGUGCUGCUCUCUGUGGUGUGUGUCCUCCUGAAUUUAGCCGGAUUUAUCCUAGGCUGCCAGGGGGCCCAGUUUGUGUCCAGUGUGCCCAGGUGUGAUCUGGUGGACUUAGGUGAAGGCAAGAUUUGCUUCUGUUGUGAAGAAUUUCAACCAGCCAAAUGCACAGACAAAGAAAAUGCAUUGAAACUCUUCCCGGUUCAGCCUUGUAGUGCUGUUCACCUUCUACUUAAGAAAGUCCUGUUCGCCCUGUGUGCCUUGAACGCUCUGACGACCACCGUCUGCUUGGUGGCCGCCGCCCUUCGCUACCUCCAGAUCUUCGCAGCCAGAAGAUCCUGCAACGACGAAUCCCAGAUUUCUGCAGAAGAAGUGGAGGAACACAGACGCAUCCCAGACCCCGAUGACUUUGUGCCGCCAGUGCCUCCCCCUUCCUAUUUCGCCACGUUUUACUCGUGCACGCCGCGGAUGAACCGCAGGAUGGUUGGUCCUGAUGUUAUUCCAUUGCCGCACAUCUAUGGGGCACGGAUCAAAGGUGUGGAAGUGUUUUGUCCUCUGGACCCCCCACCUCCCUAUGAAGCUGUGGUGAGCCAGACAGACCAGCAGCAGGGAUCUCCAUUCCAAAUGCCAGAUGGGCCAGAAGCUGCCACCAGCCCAUUGGAACCGAUCUGCAUACCAGUGACUCAGGGUGGGGACAUUCCUAACACACCUGGAGAAGAAAGAGCAUGCCUCUCAACUCCCAACUCAAACCAGACAUGCCCGGCGAGGAGCCGGGGAGCCCUCCAGCCCCUGAGGACGAGAUCCAGGAGUGACCCUGUGCUCCAUCAGUCAGCAGAGAGAGCCGCCCCCGUGCUCAGCUGUGAAGCCGCGACUCAGACGGAGGGGAGACCGGAUCCAACUGCGGUGACCUUGAGGAGAGGGUUGAGAUCCAGAGCUUCGAGAUGCCGACCGAGGUCUUUAAUAGAUUACAAAUCUUACAUGGACACCAAGCUGCUGGUGGCGAGGUUCCUGGAGCAGUCGUCCUGCAGGAUGACCCCGGACAUCCACGAACUUGUAGAAAACAUUAAAUCUGUUUUGAAGUCCGAUGAGGAGCACAUGGAAGAGGCCAUCACGAGCGCCAGUUUUCUAGAACAGAUCAUGGCCCCGACGCAGCCCAGCCCGCCCCAGGCCCAUGUGCUGCCCUCGCGGAGACGGCCUGGCCUGCUGCACCUGCGGAGCUGCGGGGACCUGAGCACCUUUGUCCCGGCGGGGAGGCCGAGAGCCGAGAGGAGGCCGCGGCGAGCGGAGGCUGAGAGGCCGCACAGCCUCAUCGGGGUCAUCCGAGAGACCGUCCUGUGAGGCUGUGGAUCAGGGCCCUCUGAGGAGCAGGCGGAAGGUGGCCCUGGAAGGCAGGGAGCCACUCCCGGGGACAGAUCCCCUCCUUUACCCUGGAGCUUCCUGGCUGGGAAUUGGGGUCCCCCUCUGGGUACCCCUCACAAAGGGGGGUGCUCCACAGAACAUUUAAUCCCUGCUCUUUGUGCCCCUUUCUGCUUGCUGGGGGAACUUGAGGGUUCUUCUGGGCCCAUUUGGCUUUUGGAUGCGCCGAGUUGGGAGUCUGUAAAUGAAGCGGGGUCUCCUCUGCCCAGGUCUGCCCUGCGGUGCAAGAAAUGGCCCGGGACCCUGUGCCCACCAACCCCUCGCGGCCCUCCUCCUCAUGAGCGGGUCCCCUCCCUGGAAGGCAGGUCUGCGGGGCUGCUAUUUAUGGCUGCCUGCGGCCUGUGCUGCCAAAUGAGAGAGGAGCCCGGAAGCAGGAUGAGUAAUGCCAGUAUUCUGCAGUCAAGCCUCCUGUUAGGUCACUUUCAAAUCCCCCUCUCUUUAGGAAAAACAGGAAACGUGUUCCGUGACAGAUUUUAAUGAAAGACAUUUAGGGAGAGAAUUCUUGUUAAUUCCAUUUAUUCAUGCUUGCAAAACUAGAGAUGGCUGAGGCAGAAUUGAGAAUAAAUAUGUUUACCUUGGA
Camelus dromedarius (Arabian camel) is the source of this 4454-nucleotide messenger RNA. RefSeq names its product endosomal transmembrane epsin interactor 1 (gene ENTREP1). Gene Ontology annotation, cellular component: membrane. The record is from RefSeq and is a predicted model, not a curated record. Lineage: Eukaryota; Metazoa; Chordata; Mammalia; Artiodactyla; Camelidae. The transcript is spliced from 15 exons. Bases 2183 to 3796 code for a protein of 537 amino acids.